This is a messenger RNA of Diospyros lotus (date-plum), 771 nucleotides long. Its product is annotated as homeobox protein knotted-1-like 2. NCBI's taxonomy places the organism in Eukaryota, Viridiplantae, Streptophyta, Magnoliopsida, Ericales, Ebenaceae. Bases 280 to 735 code for a protein of 151 amino acids. Gene Ontology annotation, cellular component: nucleus. The transcript has 3 exons. The record is from RefSeq and is a predicted model, not a curated record. Gene Ontology annotation, molecular function: DNA binding.
CUACGGAUGGCGCCAUUACUGUUAAGGUUAUGAAGGAGAGAGGAAGCCACAGAUAUAUACAUAGCAUAAAGCUUUUUCAUUUCUUCUGACUCUUUUGCAUGCACAUGUCAAGUGAUUUACUCCCCAAUGUAGAAAAGUCUCUGCGCCCUCCGCAACGUACAAUCAUAUGUUCUCUUUCUGCAUAUGGAUGUGUAUAUAAAUAAUUAAACAGACAUCAGGACGGAAUUAGAAUUAUACCACACACACAACACAGGAAGAGAGAGAGAGAGAGAGAGACCGAUGGGCGAGAAUGAUAAUGGUUGUGUGAUGUCUGCAGCAGCAGAAGGGGCAAUAUUUGGAGAAGAAGAAGAAGAAGAAGAUAAAGAGACGCUGAAGAAGAGGAUAUCCAGCCACCCUUUGUACGCCUUGUUGAUUGAUAUACACAUCAACUGUCUCAAGGUUGGCUUAGGUGAUGAUGUUGGAGGGGUACAUGAUGCAACACCCACAGUGAACCAAACAAAAAAUGAGCUCAAUCCCACCACCGCCGAUUCAGACCUUGACGAAUUCAUGGAAGUUUAUUGCAAGGCACUAAGCAAGCUGAAGGAAGAGAUGGAGGAACCGCUGCAAGAAUCUGAAGCUUUCAUUGACGCCAUGUAUGUUCAACUCAGAGAGCUUGCUGUGGCACCAGCGGCCCCAGUCCCAAGCAUCUCUAAGUUUCAACAGAGAAUUACUUCUUCUUCUUCCGAGAAGAGCUAAUUAAUUAGGAAGUUAUGGCAAUGGAGGGAAGAAGAA